This is a messenger RNA of Colletotrichum karsti, 531 nucleotides long. RefSeq lists its product as uncharacterized. The transcript has a single exon. Gene Ontology annotation, cellular component: mitochondrion. The record is from RefSeq and is a predicted model, not a curated record. NCBI's taxonomy places the organism in Eukaryota, Fungi, Ascomycota, Sordariomycetes, Glomerellales, Glomerellaceae. Bases 1 to 531 code for a protein of 176 amino acids.
AUGGCUCCCGUCAACGAGUCAUCGGACUCUGGCCUCGCGAAGUCGCAAACCCAGCCAACAUCCUCCAUAUUCCCCUCGAGAGUUUCGAAGCAACUGGGCUUGUUCUUCGCCGGCGCCGGCUUCCUGCUCUUCUCGACCAUGAUCACGCGACGUGCUGUUGCGCGCAAGCAAAUCGCCGCCUAUCCCAAAUUCUACUCCCCCAGCCAUGCCGCCGCGGGCAAGCAAGGCAACCCCGAAGGCUCCAUGAUUGCUCUGGAGGCUCUGAAUCUGGCGACGCUCAACGUCUGUAGUUUCGGUAUGAUGAUGACCGGAGGGGCCGCAUUCGCAUUCGACAUCACGUCCGUCGAGGACUUGAGACAGAUGGCGCGCAGAAGCAUUCGAGGAGCUGCCGGCCAAACCGAUGAGGCCGCUGAGAGAGAGUUCGAGGAAUGGGCUGCGAAAGUUCUCACCAAGUUCGGCAAGACGCCCGAAGAGAAUGCAGCAGACAAGACCGAAUCCGACACCAACAAGACAGGGAAGGAAGGACGGUGA